Molecule: messenger RNA, 1806 nt
Organism: Phragmites australis (common reed)
Lineage: Eukaryota; Viridiplantae; Streptophyta; Magnoliopsida; Poales; Poaceae
Product: protein VAPYRIN-like
Exons: 2
Coding region: 378-1619 (413 amino acids)
Molecular function (GO): protein binding
Source: RefSeq, a predicted model, not a curated record
AACUAGUAGUAACAACUAAUAAGUAGCGAGAGAGCAGUGUAAAGCUUGCAUUGGGAGAAAGGGGGAACAGCUAAGACAUGAAUGUUUCUCAUUUGUGAAUUGAGACCUCACUGGCCUAGAUUUUCACUAUACAGAUACAACAGGUAAUAUGCAGGAACUGAAGACUCAAAGAGCACAGUGAGAAGAGGUGACGAGCCUGCUCACGCAAACAUAGGCAUUUAGUAAGGCACAGAAGAUCAACAUUCCCUCCAUUCCCAUCCAGCGUGACAUCAAAAGCGCCGUCCAAGGUAGCCAGCCACCAUUCCAUGCUUGAUGCUUCCACUGCUGGCUCCACUCCUUAACACACUCGUUCGUUCAUCUACCUCCCCUUCCAAGAAAUGGCCACGGCGGAGCCAGCCUCCUCAACAACCGCCGCGCCAGCCACCGCGCCGGCUCCUGAGCAGCUCCUGGAGGUGGCGGAGGACGAGGUGGUCAUCGACUUCAAGCCCAACUCCAAGUGCUCCGCCGACCUCCGCCUCCGCUCCCUGCACCCGUCCCUCACCGUCGCCUUCAAGGUCCAGACCUCCUCCCCGCUCAAGUUCCUCGUCAGCCCCCCGCGCGGCGUCGUGCCGCCGCUCUCCUCCGCCUCCCUCCGCGUCGUGCUCCGCCCGCAGCAGCACGCGCCUCCGUCCUUCCCGCGCUCCCGCGCCGACCGCUUCCUCGUCCUCUCCGCGUUCUCCGCCGCGCAGCUCGACUCUGGGGCCUCCGGCACAGACAACAGCAACGUCGUGAGCACCGUCCGCCUCCGCGUGUUCUUCGGCGGGCCGUACCUGCUCCGCCUCGCCGCGGACGCCGGGGACGCCGCGGCCGUGCGCCUCAUCCUGCGCCGGCAGCCGCACCUCCUCCCGUUCCUUGAGCCCGAGGCUGCGGUGCCCGACGCCGAGCAGUGGGCACCGCUGCACGCGGCUGCAGCGAGAGGAGACAUCGAAGGGGUGAGGCGGCUGGGGCCGGAGGCCCUGGCCGCGCGUGAUCGCGAGGGGAGGACGGCUCUGCACGCGGCGGCCGCGGCUGGCGAAGCAGAGGUAGCGGCGGCGCUUGUGGAUAUGGGCGCUGACACAUCGGCGGCCGAUGCGCGCGGGAGGACUCCACUGGACGUGGCGCGCGAGAAGGGAUACCAAGAAGUGGUGGACGUCCUGGAACGGUGGGAGCUGGUCAUGACGGCGGCGAGGCGCGGCGACCUCCAGAGCCUCGAGUCCCUCAUCAGCAAGCGUGCAGGCGUCCGCGGCCGCGACCAGUACGGCCUGACGGCGCUCCACUUGGCCGCGAUCAAGGGCCACUGCGACGCGAUCGCCUUGCUCGCCGGGUCGGGAUGCAUGGACAUCGAGUGCGAGGACGUGGAGGGGCACAGGCCGCUGCACCUCGCCGUCGAGGGCGGCCACGACGAGGCCGUGGAGCUGCUGCUCGACAUGGGCGCCGACGUCAACGCCAAGACCAGGCGCGGCGUGACGCCGCUCCAGAUGGCGGAGGCCAUGGGGGACGACGCAAUCUCUCAGCUUCUGUGCAGUAGGGGUGCGGAGGUGGCAGCUGCGCCGGCGUUGUGCGUCGCGUCAUCCUCUUCGUCGUCCAUAUCAUGCGCCUGAUUUGCUGGGUUUAGUUCAGAUAUGUUCGAAGGGCAUAAUACUGCACUGUAUAGUCUACAGAAGUGUCUGUUCUGUUUUGCUGGGAGAGUAGCCCAUUUAAGCAGACGGCUGGUUGCCCUCCUUUGUUAUACGCAGUGUGUCGGUGAAAUCAACAGCAUGCACUUGAUUGCAAUGCCUUACAUGUUGA